Messenger RNA from Nothobranchius furzeri (turquoise killifish), 4124 nucleotides. Its product is annotated as dynamin-1. The record is from RefSeq and is a predicted model, not a curated record. Gene Ontology annotation, molecular function: GTP binding; microtubule binding; GTPase activity. Gene Ontology annotation, cellular component: microtubule; membrane; cytoplasm. Gene Ontology annotation, biological process: receptor internalization; synaptic vesicle endocytosis. NCBI's taxonomy places the organism in Eukaryota, Metazoa, Chordata, Actinopteri, Cyprinodontiformes, Nothobranchiidae.
CGUGUGUGUGUGUGUGCGCGCGCCUGCAGCAUCCUUGCGGCAGAGCAAAAAGGAGGAGGAAGUGAAGGUCACAGCUGCAGGAGCAUCCUCAGCCUCCCGAUCCAUCAGCAGCUUGACCGGCCGGACCGAGCGGCACGCCGAACCGCCGCCGUCAUGGGGAACCGGGGCAUGGAGGAGCUGAUCCCGCUGGUGAACCAGCUGCAGGACGCCUUCUCCUCCAUCGGUCAGAACGCAGACCUGGACCUGCCGCAGAUCGCGGUGGUGGGCGGACAGAGCGCCGGGAAGAGCUCGGUGCUGGAGAACUUCGUGGGGAAGGACUUCCUGCCUCGCGGUUCAGGAAUUGUCACUCGGCGCCCUCUGGUGCUUCAGCUCAUCAACUGCCCAACCGAGUACGCAGAGUUCCUGCACUGUAAAGGGAAGAAGUUUACCGACUUUGAUGAAGUCCGUCAGGAGAUCGAGGCUGAAACCGAUCGAGCAACAGGACAUAACAAAGGAAUCAGUCCUGUCCCCAUCAACCUGAGGGUGUAUUCCCCCAAUGUGCUGAACCUGACUCUUGUGGAUCUCCCGGGGAUGACGAAGGUCCCUGUGGGCGAUCAGCCAGCUGACAUUGAACACCAGAUCAAAGAAAUGCUCCUGCAGUUUGUCACCAAGGACAACUGUCUCCUCUUGGCUGUUUCUCCAGCCAACUCUGACCUCGCCAACUCUGAUGCUUUGAAGAUUGCUAAGGAGGUGGACCCACAAGGUCUGAGGACCAUUGGUGUGAUCACCAAGCUGGACCUGAUGGAUGAAGGAACUGACGCCAGGGACAUUCUGGAAAACAAACUUCUGCCGCUACGCAGAGGUUACAUUGGCGUGGUGAAUCGAAGUCAAAAAGACAUUGAUGGAAAAAAAGAUAUCACAGCAGCUCUGCAGGCCGAGAGGAAGUUCUUCCUGUCUCAUCCUUCGUAUCGUCACCUGGCUGAUCGAAUGGGCACUGCCUAUCUACAGAAAGUCCUCAACCAGCAACUGACCAACCACAUCCGGGACACUUUGCCAGGAUUACGAAGCAAACUACAGAGCCAGCUGUUGUCCAUUGAGAAGGAGGUGGAGGAGUACAAGAACUUCAAGCCGGAUGACCCAAGCCGCAAGACCAAAGCCCUGUUACAGAUGGUGCAGCAGUUUGCGGUGGACUUUGAGAAGCGGAUUGAAGGUUCUGGAGACCAGGUGGACACAUACGAAUUAUCAGGAGGAGCAAAGAUCAACCGUGUCUUCCACGAGCGCUUCCCCUUUGAACUGGUUAAGCUGGAGGGUGAUGAGAAGACUCUACGAAAGGAAAUCAGCUACGCCAUCAAGAACAUCCAUGGAAUCAGGACGGGUCUGUUCACACCUGACAUGGCAUUCGAGACGAUUGUGAAGCGUCAGAUCGCUCAACUCAAAGAGCCGUGUCAGAAGUGUGUAGACCUGGUGAUCACCGAGCUGGUCAACACCGUCAGGCAGUGUACACAGAAGCUGGCUCAGUAUCCACUGCUUCGGGAGGAAAUGGAGAGAAUUGUCACCCAGCACAUCAGAGACCGGGAGAGUCAUACUAAAGGCCAGGUGAUGCUGCUCAUUGACAUCGAGUUGGCCUACGUGAACACCAACCAUGAAGACUUCAUCGGCUUUGCAAAUGCACAGCAGAAGAGCAGUCAGAUGAGCAAGAAAAAGGCCACAGGAAACCAGGAUGAGAUCAUGGUGAUUCGCAAAGGCUGGCUCACCAUCAACAACAUCAGCAUAAUGAAGGGCGGAGCUAAAGAGUAUUGGUUCGUGUUGACUGCCGAGGCUCUGUCCUGGUACAAAGAUGAUGAGGAGAAGGAGAAGAAGUACAUGCUACCUGUAGAUAACCUGAAGCUGAAGGACAUCGAGAAGAGCUUCAUGUCCAGCAAACAUGUUUUUGCUCUCUUCAACACUGAGCACAGGAACGUGUAUAAGGACUAUCGGCAGCUGGAGCUGGCCAGCGAGUCUCAGGAGGAGGUGGACAGCUGGAAGGCUUCUUUCCUACGGGCAGGGGUGUAUCCUGAACGCAGCGUGGACAAAGAGAAGGUGGAGGCAGAGGAGACCAACACUGACGGCCACAUCCACAGUCUGGAUCCUCAGCUGGAGCGCCAAGUGGAGAUCGUCCGGAACCUGGUGGACUCCUACCUGGCCAUCAUCCACCGAACUGUCAGAGACCUAAUCCCCAAAACCAUCAUGCACCUUAUGGUCAAUAAUGCUAAAGAGUUCAUCCACUCUGACCUGCUGGCUCAACUGUACUCCUGCGGAGACCAAAACUCCUUGAUGGAGGAAUCCCAGGAACAGGCCCAGCACCGGGAUGAGAUGCUUCGGAUGUACCACGCCCUGCGGGAAGGGCUGAACAUCAUCGGUGACAUCAGUACCUCCACUGUUACCACGAAAGCUCCUCCACCUGUAGACGACUCCUGGCUACAGGUGACUGGAAUGCCGUCUGGGCGCAGGUCACCAAUGUCCAGCCCAACCCCACAACGCCGAGCUCCUCCGGGUCCUCCACGACCUGGCGGCCGCGCUGCCCCCGGCCCUCCGUCUCGUCCCGCAGUGUCACCUGAUCCAGGACCGUCACCUUCUGUUCCAUCCCGCCCAAACAGAGGGCCCCCACCUGGAGUCCCCAGAAUCUCUAUCAGUGACCAAUGAGGAUUUCACCAAUGUCGCCCCAGUAAAGGUAGCCCUGCCCACGGAGAGAGCCCCCAGUCCUCCAUUGAUGGUUAACGUGAAGCGAGUGUGUGUUUGUGUGUUUGUGUUUAACUGUGGAUCUUAGUAACGAUGAUGAUAUUCACUGCAAUACUUAAAGUGUGGCUCUGCAGUCUGAAGGGGGCAGGUGGGACUUCCUACCAGUUCUGCGUCCCACAGAAACCAGUCCUCUCAUCAUCCAGAGAUGGUGUGGAAGUGAAGAUGUCUCUUUUCUCUCAUCAGCUGAAUGCUGCACCUCCAUUACGUUCUGGAUUCAUGUCCCCUACUGGACUCUUGAUCUGGUCUCGGCUGAUUCAUUAAUGGUUUAACUGGUCCAGCAUCGUUGAAUUAACCCAGUUUGACUCAUAAAUCUGAGGGGAAAAUGCACGGUUUUGAUUUUCCGGCGCUGCCUGAUUCCGAACUGUUUCUGUUGGGCUCCUAGAUGUUUCCUCUGUGUGGUUGUGUUGCCCCCACAGCCUCUAGCCGAUCCUUUCAGAUCUGACCCGGAUCAGACGUCACGUUUCACUCGGCUCUCUCUUCACAAAUCCAAGCUGAAGCAGUGAGAUCACACGUGGAGUCUGAUGGACCUCAGAUCUGAGCUGCGAUGGGAUCUGAUGUUGGCAAACGUUUGGAAUUGAGCAAUAAAAUCUGCUGUGUGAACGUAGCCUUAGACUCAGGCUGGUUCUGACCGUUCAACCGUCCAUCAGACCCAGAAGCGGAGAUCUCCAGACUCAACAAGCCACUGGUUCAUUGCAGGACCACGCGAACAACCAGAACCAGCUGAUUCUAAACCCGAGAAGACAUCUGACAACUUCUGGAUCUCCUAAAUGAGCUUCCUGUAAACUAAAGGUGGAUCCUUCCCAGGUCUGAGACCUGCUGGGUUUAUUCACGUUCUUGUUUCUGCUCUUCGCUGAAGGAACAUGUCAUCAAUUCAUCAGACCCAUUUUAGCCACGAGGAGAGCAUUGUGGGAGGUUGGAGAACACCGAGGAUGCAGCCUCCUGGUGUUGAGAAGCACCUUGAGUUUAUUUACCUGCAGCAGGUCUUUCACCUGUAGCGACCGGCCAAUCAGAGAUGCAGAUGUUCGAUGUGUUUGUGGUGAACUUGUGCUGUUUUGUGCCCGUCAGAAGCGUCUCCUGACCCGCGGUCUACCUGUUGAUGUGUCCGCCUGCUGUGUCGAGUGUUUGACGCGUCCCCGUUAGUCCCAGCAUGCUCAGUAACCGUGUUUGAGGCGUUUGAAUAUUACCGCUCUGUUUACAGACCGUAUGAAGAUAAUCAACCAAUAGUUAUAAUGAACAAGUGUUUGUGUUACUCUGAUGUACAGUCUGCACCAAGAAAUGUGUGUGUGUGUGUGUGUGUGUGUGUGUGUAGCUCAAGUGUGUAAACCUUUAUCAUGUGACCACAACAUAAAUAAAAUUAUUAAUCAUCA